Molecule: messenger RNA, 3156 nt
Organism: Caenorhabditis briggsae
Lineage: Eukaryota; Metazoa; Nematoda; Chromadorea; Rhabditida; Rhabditidae
Gene: Cbr-smg-2
Product: Protein CBR-SMG-2
Exons: 7
Coding region: 1-3156 (1051 amino acids)
Biological process (GO): nuclear-transcribed mRNA catabolic process, nonsense-mediated decay
Cellular component (GO): cytoplasm
Molecular function (GO): RNA binding; zinc ion binding; ATP binding
Source: RefSeq, a predicted model, not a curated record
AUGGACGAUUCGGACGACGACUAUGUCAAAAGUCAAGACGAAAUUCUCACCUUCGUCGACACCGACGACUGUGCAAUGUCCGCGGCCACUCAGGAUUCUCAAUUUGAUUUGGAUAAUCAAUUCAGUGUUCCCACUCAAAGUUCACAGACCACCGAUUUGCUGCAAGGGACCGAUGGUACCAGUGAUUUGCCGUUCCAUGACGUUGAAGACGAAUCGGAUAGUGAAAAAUCGCUAACAGAAGAUCAAGCGAAGUUGCCAGAGCAUGCUUGUCGUUACUGCGGAAUCUCGGAUCCACUGUGCGUCGCAAAGUGUACAGUCUGCAUGAAAUGGUUCUGUAAUUCCAACGAUGGAACCCCAGGAGGUCAUAUUGUACAUCAUAUGGUCAGAAGUCAACAUAAAGAGGCCUACACCCACAAGGAUUCUCCAUGCGGUGAUACUCAACUUGAAUGUUAUCGGUGUGCCUCGAAGAACGUCUUCAACCUCGGUUUCAUUCCGGGAAAGAAGGAUCAAGUGGUUGUGAUAAUCUGUCGUACACCAUGUGCAAAUCUGGCAUUUCAAAACGACGAUAACUGGUCGCCAGAAGACUGGAAAUCGGUUAUCGCUGAGAAACAGCUGCUUUCGUGGAUUGUCAACGUGCCAAGCGAGGAGCAAGUAGCAAGAGCUAGGAAGAUUACAGCUCAGCAAGCAAUACGUCUCGAAGAACUCUGGCGCGAGCAUCCAGAAGCGACACUCGACGACCUGAACAGACCAGGACUCGAUAGAGAGCCGGAUCACGUCCAAUUGAAGUACAUGGACGCUCAUCAGUACGCCAAGAUUUUCCGUCCGCUUGUCGCCAUUGAGGCAGAAUACGAUCGUCGGAUGAAAGAAUCAGCAUCACAAGCAGUGGGAACUGUUCGUUGGGAACACGGACUCCGGCAAUCCGUUCUUGCCUUUUUCCAUCUCCCACAAUUCGCUGAUGGGGUCAUGAAACUCGCUAAAGGAGAUGAAUUGCGGUUGAAGCAUAACCAAACAGUGGAUGGUUCGGAAUGGAGUAGGAUUGGAAGUGUUAUGAAGAUUCCUGAUAACCACAGUGAAGAAGUUGGAAUUGAGAUUCGCGGCCAGGUUGAUCGAUCCGUUAUGGAGAGUCGUAUCAUGUUCACUGUUGACGUCGUUUGGAACGCUACCACCUUCCAUCGUCAGUACAAUGCUCUGGAUGCUCUUGUCAACGACCAGAAGUCUGUAUCUCCAUACCUUUAUCACAAGCUUCUCGGAAAACCAUUUGAUGAAAUGAUGCUCAAGUUCGAGCUUCCUCGUCGUUUGUCUGCUCCAGGACUUCCGGAUCUGAACAGCUCCCAAUCGCAAGCUGUGAAGCAAGUGCUUACCCGGCCACUCAGUCUUAUUCAAGGACCACCAGGAACUGGAAAAACUGUCGUUUCUGCCACUAUUGUCUAUCAUUUGGUACAGAAGACUGAGGGAAAUGUGUUGGUUUGCUCGCCGAGUAACAUUGCAGUUGACCAUUUGGCUGAGAAGAUUCACAAAACAGGACUUAAAGUUGUCAGAUUGUGUGCGCGUUCUCGGGAACACUCUGAAACCACUGUGCCUCAUUUGACGCUUCAACAUCAAUUGAAAGUAUUGGGAGGACCGGAACUCAAGAAAUUGAUUCAGUUGAAGGAGGAAAUCGGAGAGCUGGAAUCGAAAGACGACCUGCGGUAUCGUCAAUUGAAACGUGUCAAAGAGCAUGAACUUCUGGCAGCUGCUGACGUCAUCUGCUGCACGUGCUCUUCAGCAGCCGACGCAAGAUUGAGCAAAAUCCGAACAAGAACUGUUUUAAUCGACGAGAGUACACAAGCCACGGAGCCUGAAAUCUUGGUUUCUAUCGUGAGAGGAGUUCGUCAAUUGGUUCUCGUCGGAGAUCAUUGUCAACUAGGACCAGUUGUCAUUUGCAAAAAGGCAGCGAUCGCUGGACUCAGCCAGUCUCUUUUCGAGCGGCUAGUACUUCUUGGCAUCCGCCCAUUCCGUCUUCAAGUUCAAUAUCGUAUGCACCCAGUGCUCUCCGAGUUCCCAAGUAACGCCUUCUAUGAUGGAAGUCUUCAGAAUGGUGUCACAGAGAAUGAACGGCAAAUGAAGGGCAUCGACUGGAGUUGGCCGACGCCAAGCAAGCCAGCUUUCUUCUGGCAUUGCAGUGGAGCUGAGGAACUUUCAGCUUCGGGAACCUCUUUCCUGAAUAGAACUGAAGCUGCGAAUGUGGAGAAGCUAGUGUCGAAAUUGAUCAAAGGAGGAGUUGAACCACGUCAAAUCGGAGUCAUCACACCUUACGAAGGUCAACGCAGUUUCAUAGUCAACUACAUGCAAACACAAGGAACGCUGAACUCGAAGCUCUAUGAAGGUGUUGAAAUCGCCAGUGUCGACGCAUUCCAGGGACGUGAGAAGGACUACAUUAUUGUGACUUGUGUUCGAUCCAAUGAUAUACUCGGAAUCGGCUUCCUUAGCGAUCCUCGGCGUCUGAAUGUGGCUAUCACUCGUGCAAAAUAUGGAAUCGUGGUUGUUGGAAAUGCUAAAGUGCUCUCAAGACAUGAGUUGUGGUAUGAGCUGAUCAAUCAUUAUAAGAAGAAGGAUAUGUUGUAUGAGGGACCAAUUAGUGCAUUGAAACCAUUCACAAUGACACUUCCAAAGCCAAUUCAGAAGGCGAAGAACAAUAUUGCGGGAGCCAACAACCGCUUCGGCAUCAAACGAAUGCAAUACACUUAUAAUGAGUACAAAGUUGUCGAUCCAUCGCAACCACGUCUUCCACCAACCUACGCGAAUACGCAGAAUCUUCUCAGCAUGAGCAAAUCGUCUAGAAAUUUCAAUCAGAAUGUUCCGGUGCCGGCUUAUAUGAUGGAUCCAUUGAUUUAUGCUGCAAGGGGACAGAAAGAUCGUCGUCGUGAGCAACGCCGUCAACAAGCCGAAGCAAUGGAUUUCUCCCAAGACAUGUCCCAAUCGCAAGCGAACUACGGCCCAGGAGCCUCCCAAUCGCAGUCUCAAUCCCAGUACAUGGACGGCUCCUCGCUAUCCGCAUGGUCGCAAUCUCAAACCAGACCACGUCGAGGAUACCAAGGAUCCACUCAGCAGAUGUCUCAAGAUAUGGACGAUAUGGAGCAGAAGAUGUCCGAUUUGCUGAUGUCGCAAGACUGUUGA